AUGAAUGCAGGUCAGGCUUUGACUCGACCCUCGCUUGGAUUCGCAGCCCUUUCGUCCUGGAUCGUUUCAGACAGAGAUCAAGAACUCCUAUUAUUUCGAAAACUGAGAGCCUGGGAUAAGAAAGUUGAAGGUAGCAACGACACGGCAUUUGAGCAGGCUGCAGAAACAUGGGAAAUGACGAUCGAACAGGCCGAGGCAGGGAAGCCAGAAGCGAGGGAGAUCCUGGAGUUGAUGAAUCAACUUCGUAUCAAGAUUAAAGAAUAUCACGAAGCGCUAGAUCUACAGAGCAAGAUUUCUCAGCUCAACGGCCCCGACCCAAGGGCUCUUGAAGUGGCUCGAAACGAACUCCACGGAGGGCCUUUACGACGAGACAGGCAAAAGCCGAAUCCCAUACUAGGUGGGAGAGGGAAGGAUUACCUGGAUGAAGCGGAGGAUCUCGUUUCGCUCAAGACGCCAGCAGCUGUCGACCCAUUAUCAAAAUUACUCCGGGCCUACUGGCCAGGUCGAGAGGAACUAUCAAGGGACGGCCGGCGUCGAAUUAGCCGUUUUGAAGAACGAUCAAUCACGAUAGCAGUUGCCCUCGUCAAUGUUUUGCUCGCGAUGGUCUUGUUGGUCGGUUCGAUAAGUAGUCUCUACUACGUGAAGUCACCACCAGCAAUUCUUGGUACUAUAUGCGGGUUUACGAUACUAUUUGCGUUGAGCGUGGGUUUGAUCACAAACGCAAAACGAGUAGAGAUAUUUGCAGGCAGCGCAGCAUAUGCGGCUGUCUUGGUGGUUUUCGUCGGCAAUGGGGAUCAAUCGGGUUCAUACAUUGCCAAGCCUAACGUUAUUGAUCACGAAUUGCUAGUUGCAUUGAAAAUGUCAGACGGUUAUGCAAAGAUUCCUUCAGGUGCUCUGGUUCAGCCAACGCCUUUCCAAGUCUCCAUCGCGGACGACAAGGUCGAUGAGCUCAAGCAGCUUGUGAAGCUGGGAAGAAUCGCGCCGCCGACCUACGAAUCUACGCAGCAAGAACACAACUAUGGCGUCAGUCACCAGUGGCUAACUGAUGCGAAAGCUGCUUGGAUUGACUUUGACUGGCGCGCUGCGGAAAAGCAUAUCAAUUCCUUCAACCACUGGACUGUGCCCAUCGAGGACGAGAAGGGAGACUUCCAAAUCCACUUCACGGGUCUCUUCUCCUCUAAGCCCGACGCCGUCCCUGUGGUGAUGCUUCAUGGCUGGCCCGGUAGCUUUCUAGAGUUUCUAAAGAUCCUGUCCAUUUUCAAGGAGCGCUACACCCCGGAGACGCUACCUUACCAUGUCAUUGUACCGUCUCUCCCUGGUUAUGCCUUCUCGAGCAAGCCGCCGCUGGACAAGGACUUCGGUGUUCAGGAUGUCGCCCGCAUCGUGAACAGCCUCAUGGUUCAGUUGGGUUUUGGAAGUGGCUAUGUUGCCCAAGGAGGAGAUAUUGGAAGCAGGGUUUCUCGUGUGCUCGCGGCUAUGUAUGAAGAGUGUAAAGCCGCUCACAUCAACUUCUGCAUCAUGCCCGAGCCCUCGGACGCACAGGGAGAGAUCUCAGAUGCAGAAAAGAAAGGUCUCGAACGCGCGAAGGACUUUGAUAAACUGGGCUCUGCCUAUGCACUCAUGCACGCGACCAGACCAAGCACCAUCGGCCUCAUCCUAUCGUCAUCGCCUCUCGCGCUUCUCGCCUGGGUUGGCGAGAAGUUUCUCACCUGGAGUGACGAAGAUCCUCCGCUAGAGGAGAUUUUGACCUCGGUGACUCUAUACUGGCUGACAGACAGUUUCCCAACCUCAAUCUACCCGUACCGCCAGCGUUUCAACCCAGAGAACCCCGGUGCACAUGAUCACCCAAACUGGCAGAUCAGCAAGCCGCUGGGUUAUAGCUGGUUCCCGUUUGAGCUUGCUCCCAUUCCCGUAAGCUGGGUGAAGACUACAGGAAAUCUGGUGUUUUGGAGAGAUCAUGAGCGAGGAGGUCAUUUUGCUGCCCUGGAGAGGCCUGAAGAGUUGUUGAGGGACUUUGGAGAGUUUGUGGAGCAGAUCUUGAAGGAUGGGUCUUUGAAGAUCCAGUGAAUGAAUUUGUAGAUAGCGGCGCUUUAACUCGCCCGAAGCUAAGUUAAAAGGCCAUGAAUUAACGGAAGAAGUAUCAGUCAGCCUAGAAACGUGAGUAUAUCAUUUUCUUCUCUCUUUGUUGUAGUUAUGAGAAUUAUUGAGUUGUUCUUGAUCACUAGAGGGAUUGACCGACCUGCCUUCUACGACGAAUUUCUAGGGACAAGCCGUUGCACUUAGAACUUCCCAGACUUGAUCUUAAUAUUAAUAUUCUAGAUCUUUUAGUAAUUAAUAG
Messenger RNA from Fusarium redolens, 2338 nucleotides. RefSeq names its product Alpha/Beta hydrolase protein. The transcript has 9 exons. Lineage: Eukaryota; Fungi; Ascomycota; Sordariomycetes; Hypocreales; Nectriaceae. The record is from RefSeq and is a predicted model, not a curated record. Gene Ontology annotation, biological process: epoxide metabolic process. Gene Ontology annotation, molecular function: epoxide hydrolase activity. The coding region runs from base 1 to 2067 and encodes 688 amino acids.